Homo sapiens (human) is the source of this 852-nucleotide messenger RNA. It is a transcript of the gene POLR1H, whose product is annotated as RNA polymerase I subunit H. The record is from RefSeq and is marked reviewed. Gene Ontology annotation, biological process: DNA-templated transcription. Gene Ontology annotation, molecular function: nucleic acid binding; zinc ion binding; DNA-directed RNA polymerase activity. Gene Ontology annotation, cellular component: nucleoplasm; nucleolus. NCBI's taxonomy places the organism in Eukaryota, Metazoa, Chordata, Mammalia, Primates, Hominidae.
AGAGCUGGCGCUCUAGCCCACGGAGUUGGUUAACUCCUCUCACCGGCCCCUGGAAAGGGUUCCAAGUGCUUUAGUACCCGACGCUGUCUGGGAAUUCCGGGCGUUUCGGCUCCUUGGUCGCAGAGGCAGGAGGGCGUGCGUGGCAGGAGGGUUCGGGUUAUAUACUCCUAGGUCCUGGGACAGAAUAGUUACGACCUCUGGGACAGGAACUCUUCUCUCUUUUGUUAAUAAACUUCCAACUCCCUCCUCAGACCCGACCGCAUGUCUGUCAUGGACCUCGCCAAUACUUGCUCCAGCUUUCAGUCGGACCUGGAUUUCUGUUCAGAUUGCGGCUCGGUCCUGCCUCUGCCCGGGGCUCAGGAUACGGUCACCUGUAUUCGCUGUGGCUUCAACAUCAACGUUCGGGACUUUGAGGGGAAGGUUGUGAAGACUUCGGUUGUGUUCCACCAACUGGGGACAGCCAUGCCUAUGUCGGUGGAGGAAGGGCCUGAGUGCCAGGGACCUGUGGUUGACAGGCGCUGCCCUCGAUGUGGUCAUGAAGGAAUGGCAUACCACACCAGACAAAUGCGUUCAGCCGAUGAAGGGCAAACUGUCUUCUACACCUGUACCAACUGCAAGUUCCAGGAGAAGGAAGACUCUUGACCUUUUUCCUGGGCAACUCUGCAGUCCCUCCCUCCUUUCGGAAGGUGAAGGAUACUGGGUUUUUAGAUGCCUUGUCCAUCCUGUCUGGUUGCAAUGUUUUGCUCCCAGAAGAGAAUCAGAUCAUCAUGUGGGGAUUACCAUUGUUCCUGGAGUACUCCUACCCUUAGUUGAAUUUCCUUAUUAAAGUUAUAUUUUUCUAUAAGACCCUGA